UUCCCUUCUCUUCUUUCAUCUAUCGGGUGAUAGAGUGAGCCCCCCCACCUCCACUCCCUCCUUGUUGCUAUCACACUCUGGAGUAGAUUGGCAUCUUCUUCUUGGUCCUUGGCUUAUAAUGCUCCUAUUUUCAUUUUCUUGAAAAAAGAAAGGUAUUCAAACUUAGAACCUCAAGAAAUCCAAGAAAAUACUUGGGGUUGUUCCAAUUCAAACAAAGAUGUCAACUUUCUACCAAGAUAUUGUGGAUUAAAAUAUAAGGUUUUUUUUUUUUUUUACAAUUUUCAUAUAUUGAUAUUACCUUUUCGUUUAAGAAAAAGAUUUUUACUCCAAUCAUUAGCCUCCACAUAUAGUGCUAUGAAGAAGUUUCGUUGAAUCGAUUCACUUAUGGGUCCUUUUACUUUUUAUAAUUAGAAAUUCCAUGGUCGUCAUAUGUGUUUUCUGUGUGAUCACACAGGCCUGCCUGCCUGCCAAAUAACAUACAGCUAAGCAAUUUGAUAUGCUUUAUGAAUACCCAAUUGACUUGAAAUUGCUAUGAUGAUAGAUGAUUAUGUGUUGUACGCAUCUUGGCCUUUUUAUUUUAUUUUUUUCUUUUUUUGCCUAACUCUGCCUCUUUUAUCAUGUGGGGUCUUUAAAAAUCUUUACUCUCAAGGUGGUUUGCAAUAUUUAUAUUUUAAUUGAUUAUAGCAAUAUUUAUACUGAUUGUGUCUUUAUCAAUUGUGUUUCACUCUGAUUGAUUGGAUUUUUUUUUAAUAUAUGUCUAGAUAUUCUGGUGAAACAAACCUAAUUUUAGUUGUUGUGUGACUGAUGAGCUGACGUAAGCUUCGAUUGGGGACCAUGUUUAAGAUAUAAAUAAUUAAUCCCUAAUUGAUAACUAGUGAUCGUACAAUAAGCAAAUAGAUUGCAAGAUUUAUCAGGUCAAAAUCCAAUUAUUAUAAUUACUUAAAGUCAAAUGAUUUGUGUGGCUUGAUGCACUCUUUUCGAAAGUUAAGGGUGUGUUUUCCAUCAAAAUCCAACUGUGCUACUGUGUAUUAGUUGUAGUGAAAGCGAUGUCUAGUUUUUUAACGGGACUUGUGGGUUGCUUUCAUCACUGUAUUCAACAAGAUUAUGUUUUUCUAUUUAAUUUUUCGUAGAAAAAGAUUAGCUGUGACCGAUUAGAGAAGGUCAAAUUUGACUUUUCAUCCUAGUUGAGGUUAUGGGUGUUUGCAAAAUUGACCAUAACUUCUAUGUUUUUAUUCCAUAUUGGCUCACUUCCAUAACUACUCUCAUUAAUCAUUAAUGUCCUUUUGAAACACAUGUUAAUUGCAAACGAUAUUGUUUUAAGUAUUUGUCAUUUUUUAAAGGAUGGCUUAUUUGCUAAUUGUUAUGAAAAGUCAUGCACGAGGGUUCAAAAAGUCAAUUAGUAUCUAUUAAACCAUUAUUACAAUCUAUUCAUAUAAGAGAACAAUAUCCUUUCAAAAACCGUGGGUGGUCAAAGUUUCCAAGGAUUCGGUUCAGGGCUAGUAUGGUCUUUUUGAAAAUUUAAUAUAUAUAUAUAAUAUAUUAAUAUAUGGCCAAGUUGUGCAUGUGUAGAGUAUUUUUUUAAUAUUUAUACGCAUUAGAUUAAGAACGAGCGUUCUAAGAUGUAUUGGAACAAAUAGUGGGCCCUCUUUAUAACAUUGUUUAUUGAGGAUCUCCCAUAAUAUACAUAUAUAUACACGCUACACGUUUCUAGUGCUCGCAAAAUCUACAACAAAUUUUUUUUUUUGUUUUCUUUUCUUCUGAAACAAUGAAAACCCGAAGAGGAAGGCGCUCUGAGGCAUUCUGGCCAUCAAUGGUGAUGAAGAAAUGGUUAAACAUUCAGCCACAGCAUAAUGAUUUUAGUGAAGAUGAAGUUGAUACAGAGACUGAAAGUGAAGACGAUGUUUGCUCUCUUAGAAACGAAAGAAUUCAUUUUGAUAAGAAAUGUGCUCGAAGAACACAGAGAAACAUGUCUUCGUGUACAAGUCAUACCUUAGAUGGCAUGCCUGGAAAAGGGGUGAUAAAACAUAAGAGGGGGAAAUCAGAGACAUUACGCGUUCAUUAUAUUAAACCAAAAGAUGUGAGGAUGACAAUUGGCACAUGGAAUGUUGCUGGAAAGCUCCCUAACGAAGAUCUUGAGAUCGAUGAGUGGCUCUGUAUGGAUCAACCAUCGGAUAUAUAUAUUCUUGGUUUUCAAGAAGUUGUCCCUUUGAGUGCUGGGAAUGUACUCGGAGCUGAAACACGAAGGCCGAUAUCAAAAUGGGAGGCGAUUAUUCGAAAAGCUUUGAACAAAUCACCAGAGCCAGUCGCCAUACCUAAAAGCUUCAGUGCUCCAAAUUCACCAAUCUCAAACGACAAUGGCGAAUUAAGCUCCAUCAAGAUAAAUCUCCCCGAAACAAAAGUUAUCAAUAAACUUGACUGGCCUGAAAAAGCUCUAGACCUAAAACCAAAAGUUCUUUCAGCUGGUGCAAAGCUACGAAGGGUUUUAAGCAGCAAUGCAAGAGUCGGUAGUUCUGAUUGGUUAGCACCUCAAGAUAACACCUUCACCGGAGGGUUGAAAAGGGUGCACCAUAGCUCAGGCGAUCUGGGUAUGCUCUGGACUGAGCAGGAAGAAAGAACAGACAUGGUUGACUCGUUUGAUGAUGUGUCGGAACAAGUUUUGGAAGAGGAAGAUGACUUUUUUGGAGACACAACGGAAUUGGAGUAUGAGAAUUCGCCUUUAGAUGAUCAAGUAAACUCGCAUCAUAGGUAUGUACGAAUUGUUAGCAAGCAGAUGGUGGGCAUAUACAUCUCGGUUUGGGUUCGUAAAAGUCUACGAAGACAUAUAAACAACUUAAAAGUGUCACCAGUAGGCGUUGGGCUUAUGGGUUACAUGGGUAAUAAGGGCUCGGUUUCUGUAAGCAUGUCUCUGUAUCAAACAAGGCUAUGUUUUGUUUGUUCUCAUUUGACAUCGGGACACAAGGAUGGGGAUGAAGAGAGACGGAAUUCGAACGUAUCUGAGAUCUUGAAAAGGACUCGUUUUUCGUCUGUUAUAGAUCCCGAUCAACCACAAACAAUUCCAUGUCAUGAUCAGAUAUUCUGGUUUGGAGACUUGAAUUAUCGUAUCAAUAAGCAGGAUGCAGAGGUCCGAAAGCUCGUUGCCAUGAAACAGUGGGAUGAACUCCUCUAUAGCGAUCAGCUUUGCAAAGAACUGAGAAGAGGGCAUGUUUUCCAUGGAUGGAAUGAAGGAGCUAUUGACUUUGCACCAACAUACAAGUAUGAAAUGAAUUCAGAUAAAUAUGUGGGUGAAAAUCCAAAAGAAGGAGAGAAGAGGAGAACACCUGCAUGGUGUGAUCGCAUAUUAUGGUUGGGAAAAGGCAUAAAACAGCUUUGCUAUAAUCGAGCAGAAAUGAAGAUGUCAGAUCAUCGACCAGUGAGUUCAGUUUUUGUGAUUGAAGUUGAAGUGUUUGACCCACGAAAGCUACGAAGAGCCCUAAAUUUGACUAGUGCUGCAGUGCAUCCCGAGAUCAUAUUAGAUGAAGGGCUGGAACUAUAGCUCUAGUAGCAUCAUCAACAUUAUUAGUUCUUAAUUAUUAUACAUUUUUGAUCCUGAAUUUUGGUAGGAUUAACAUGAUAUAGAUUGGGAGAUGGUCUUUUUUUUUUUUGCAAAAUUCUAAGAAAACAAAAUCCACCGGUGAAAGAAUAAGGUGGAAUACAGUGUGUAUAGAAUUUGAAUGAAUUGUAUGUGUACUUUAUAUGGAUAUUGGAUGGAAAUCAUAUAUGGUUUCUGGACUUGUGCAUA
Lactuca sativa (garden lettuce) is the source of this 3778-nucleotide messenger RNA. RefSeq names its product myo-inositol polyphosphate 5-phosphatase 2 (gene IP5PII). Lineage: Eukaryota; Viridiplantae; Streptophyta; Magnoliopsida; Asterales; Asteraceae. The record is from RefSeq and is a predicted model, not a curated record. Gene Ontology annotation, biological process: phosphatidylinositol dephosphorylation. Gene Ontology annotation, molecular function: phosphatidylinositol-3,4,5-trisphosphate 5-phosphatase activity; phosphatidylinositol-4,5-bisphosphate 5-phosphatase activity; inositol-polyphosphate 5-phosphatase activity.